AUGCAACGUCUGUACGAGGCUCGCAAACGCCUCGAAUCAGGAUCUGCAGAAAACGACGCACAUGAGGAAGUCUGGCUCAAAAGCAGGACUUCCACAUUUCUCUCGCCGAACAACAGCACCACAAGUCUCAUCUUGCCUAUCCCACGAGCGAAAUCGCCAAGUCCUAGUGUGUCAGCUUGGUCCAUGUGUGGCGAAUAUAGCAAGCCGUCGACGCCUGUGUCGCUUCAAUUUGAAGAUCAGCAACUGCAGGAGCGUCGCGCGAGUAUGAAAAACUCGCAGAAUCGACCUCCAAGUCUGACAUUAGACCUUAAAGACGUUCCUUAUUCGGCUUUCAUCGAUGCCGAGCGCCGGCGCUUGAGUGAAGUUCCAUCUGCAUCCCAAUCGCAUGAACCACUGCCGCCCCAACAUGUCGUACACGCGCUCGCAUCGUCGGCACCGGUACCACCUGACAAUUCUGGGUCGAGGUACGGCAUGGCUCCAUUCACGGACCUCGAGCGCGACGAGUGGGUUUGGCAAUGCGAUGAACAUCGCUCUCCCCGCAGUAAGGCGAGCGAUCCUGAAGCAAGCAGUGGCCAAGAGCAACCGUCAGGUUUGUCAUCGUCUCCGGUCUCAAAAUUGUCUCACGCGCAAGAAGAAUGGGCUUGGGUUGUGUCUGGCGCCGCAUACGGUCACCGACAAGACAAGCCAGCCACACCAUUGUCUACACCAACGACCAUGUCCGGUUGA
Molecule: messenger RNA, 726 nt
Organism: Malassezia globosa CBS 7966
Lineage: Eukaryota; Fungi; Basidiomycota; Malasseziomycetes; Malasseziales; Malasseziaceae
Exons: 1
Coding region: 1-726 (241 amino acids)
Source: RefSeq, a predicted model, not a curated record